AUGGGUCAUCAACUACAUAUCUUCUUCCUGUUGAUUUUCAAUGAAGUAUCUGGAUGCUUCUGCAAUGAAGAACAUGGUGGAUUUAAAAUCCUCUCUUUUGCUUGGGAAGAAGUUGACAAACCCUUUAUGAUCACCGUCUGGCUUUUGGUUGCAGCUCUGGCUAAAAUUUUAUUUCACUUAUCAAAACCGAUCGCUACAUACUUACCUGAUUCGUCUCUACUUGUUGUCAUUGGACUGGUAAUUGGUGCUAUUUUGAAAGAAGCUAAUAUUGGGUUCAACUUGGAUAGUAAAAUUUUCUUUCUUUACCUUCUACCUCCUAUAAUUUUUGAUGCAGGUUAUUUCAUGCCUAACAGGGCUUUAUUCGAAAACAUGGAUUCAAUCCUUCUUUUCUCUGUUGUCGGAACCAUAUGGAACACAUUCGCUAUCGGGGGAACUCUGUACAUUCUGAAACAUUUUAGUAUUUUCACAAUGGGCUUUGAAAUUUUUGAGAUUUUUGUUUUCUCUGCCCUAAUAUCUGCAGUAGAUCCGGUCGCCGUCAUUGCCAUAUUCGAAGAGAUCAACGUAAAUGAAUUUCUAUUCAUAAAUGUGUUUGGAGAAGCUUUAUUCAAUGACGCAGUCACUUUGGUUCUUUAUCAAAUGUUCAAAGCGUUUUAUGAAGUCGGACCUGAUAAUCUUGGUUACUCUGAUUACUUCUCAGGGUUUAUAAGAUUCUUUGUUGUUGCUUUCGGAGGAAUUUUCAUCGGAGUCGUUUUCGCUUUAAUCACAGCUUUGAUCACUAAAUAUUCUCAUGUUGUCCGAAUCAUAGCACCAGUGUUCAUCUUCGUCGUUCCUUAUAUGGCAUAUUUAACAGCCGAAAUGCUUUCAUUUUCUGCUUUCAUAGCCAUUGCCGUCUGCGGAAUGACAAUGAAGCAAUACAUUAAAGGAAACCUUAGUCAAGCAGCAGUAAAUUCUGUAAAAUAUUUCACCAAAAUGCUUGCACAAUCAACAGAAACCGUCAUUUUCAUGUUCUUGGGCAUUUCUACUUUGAGUAGUCAGCACUACUUUGAUGUUUGGUUCAUUGUUUCAACACUCAUCCUCUGUCUUCUAUAUAGAACGAUAGGUGUUCUUGCGCAGUGCUGGUUUUUGAACAAAUUCCGUCACAAGAAAUUCAGUAAAGUUGACCAGUUUAUUCUUUCCUAUGGAGGUUUGCGUGGAGCGAUUGCUUUUGGAUUGGCGGUUUCCAUUCCUGAUAGUAUCGAAGCAAAGCCAAUGUUUGUAACAACAACAAUCAUUGUCAUUUUCUUCAAUGUUUUCCUUCAGGGUAUUACCAUAAGACCACUUGUCAACUAUUUGAAGGUUGAAAGGAAAGAAGAACAUUCACCUACAAUGACAGAAUGUGUUUACAACAAAUAUUUGGAUUAUAUAAUGUCAGGGCUUGAAGACAUUGCUGGCCAACAAGGUCAUUAUUCCUUCCGUGAUAAUUAUGAACGUUUCAAUUCAAAAAUUCUGAGACCUAUCCUCCUACGAAAUGAGACGAAGAAGGACUUCGAUGCUUCUUGCAUAGUUAGGGCUUACGCAAAAAUCACUCUGGAAGAUGCUCUGAAUUUGACAAAAUUACAACCAACACAUCGCCAAAUCGAUGCUGUGAAGAAAGCCGAUUCUCCAUUUCGCAGUAGGACGUUCACAAACGAUGCCUUCGAUAAACAAGGAGAAUCUCUAUCUGUACCAGGAAAAGAGCACCAAGUGCAAAAAAUAUUAGAAUCUGGAGAAAAUGUCGAAGCUUUAUACAGUUUGUUCAGUGAUUUAUUAGAUAGAAAGUUACAUGAGAUGAACACGUCAAGAGCUAAUGCAAGAGAUUUGGAUAAUGAUGAUAUCCGAGAUGACUAUAUGCAACAGAUCAGCAGUUCUCAUGGAUCUUUCACAAAUUUGAGAAACGAUUCGAUGCCUGAGUCCGAUUUCAUGAGAACAGGGCGGCGUCAAUCAACUGGAGGAAUGAACGAAAAAAGAAUUACAAAUAACGACUUAGCACCAAAUUAG
Molecule: messenger RNA, 2016 nt
Organism: Auanema sp. JU1783
Lineage: Eukaryota; Metazoa; Nematoda; Chromadorea; Rhabditida; Rhabditidae
Source: the annotation of a GenBank genome assembly